Molecule: messenger RNA, 1943 nt
Organism: Strigops habroptila (Kakapo)
Lineage: Eukaryota; Metazoa; Chordata; Aves; Psittaciformes; Psittacidae
Gene: TMEM250
Product: transmembrane protein 250
Exons: 4
Coding region: 1471-1890 (139 amino acids)
Source: RefSeq, a predicted model, not a curated record
CGGGGCUCCGCGUUGUCUGAGCCGGGCUUGCGACCUCGCCGGCCAGCGGGAAGUCAGGGCUGCGCUUCCUGCCCCCGGUUCUUUUCCUAAGUCGAAGCGGUUUAAUGUAGGGUCCGGUAGGAUGUAGGAGGAGUUGGAAUUUCCCCUCCUUCCGGUGCUCCCUGCUUUUAGUUAUCAGCACUAACCUUUAUUUGUCAUUGUCCCUAACCUCCUUUGGCUCCUGGAACACUUUGGUCCCGUGGGACCUGACUGAUGGGCCCGUUUGUCACCGUGGGGGCCCUUCCAUCAUUCCUCCUCCUCCUCCACGAAGUACCCAAGUAACAGCAAGCCUGUCUGGAAUGUGGGAUAGGUGAAGGGAAGUGGGGCUGUGUUUCCAUAGCUUCCUCACCAUACACUCCAUCUUAAAGGAGAGGAAGUGAAAACUCACCCAAGUGAAUAGUUCCUCAGAUUUGAAACCUCCUGAUGAGGCCGUUGUUAGUGUAAUGCUUUGGGUGACAGCAGCAUGGCUCACAUCGAGUUGCUUGGGCCUUAGAGUUGAAAUCCUUUGAGCUGUAGGAUGGUACCCAGAAGAGACUGAUGCAGCUUUCCAACCUCACAGCAAGGUGCUUUAAAACAGGCUCCUAAAAAGAUGAUCUGGUUGUAUGGGUGUCCAAAUCUGUUUCUAGGCAUUGUGUGCCAAAGUACAGUUUGGGGGGGCUGUCUUCCAUAUUCUUUUUGAAAAACGUUGGCCGUGGGUGCUCUGCAUCGUGCUUCCUACACCCUGGAUGGAUGGUGAUGGCUCUGUGGUAGGAGAAAGUGACUGACAAGAGUGUUUUGUGAUUUUCCUAUCUUUGUCUGGCGUUGAGUACAAGCUAGGUGAUUCUUUCCAGCACAUCUCAGCAAGCUAUCAACUCAUAUGUAGAGUGUUGUGAGUCUCUGAAGCACCUUAGCAGUUUCUUUCCCUCUUUCUAGAAGGCCACGUGUCCCAGGAAAACAUCGCUUUUCUUGGCACAAGAAUUAAGUGGCCUCAGGACCGGCAGCGGAUUCCCGACCUCCUGCUGAGUGGCUGCAGCACCCUUAAAAUGUCCCAAAGGGAGAAGUAAACUAGUGGAUGUCUUUGAAAGGCUGCCUUGCCAUGGGAGGCAGUGACAGGGAGAGCGCCAGGCUCGCCUGAGCCAGGGGAGGUACAUCCUGUGGAGUGUGAAAAACACGGUUGCCUCAUUGUUCCUGCAAGACCUUCCAUUAUUUUCAGUUUGUUUAUUUGGUGAAGCUUUGCCAAGUUUAGAAAUGAGCAGAAAUCUAAACUCCCCGCUGGGGCUGGGCUGUGGGACUCACUUGCAGAAGUACCUGGAAAACUUGUCUCUUCCUUCCUGGAAAUUCAGCAAAGAGUUAGCGUUCCCAGGCUGUUGGAGCUCUUCCAUGUUCAUGGAUAAUAUUUGAUAUGUGCCCUGUAAAUCCUGCCCUGGGACUCGGUGACCGGUGGGGUGCCUGAUGCCGGUAAUCCCCAUUCCCCGCCGGGUCCGCUCGUUCCACGGCCCCCACACGACCUGCCUGCACUCGGCCUGUGGCCCGGUGAGGACCACUCACUUGGUGCGUACCAAGUACAACAAUUUCGACAUCUAUCUCAAAUCCCGAUGGAUGUAUGGAUUCAUCCGUUUCCUGCUGUACUUCAGCUGCAGCCUGUUUACCUCCAUCCUCUGGGUGGCACUCUCUAUCUUGUUUUGCCUUCAGUACCUUGGCAUCCGGAUCUUUCUGCGUUUCCAGUACAAACUCUCCAUCAUCCUCCUCUUACUGGGGCGAAGGCGUGUAGACUUCAGCCUCAUGAAUGAACUGCUCAUCUAUGGGAUUCAUGUGACCAUGCUGCUAGUGGGGGGGCUGGGAUGGUGUUUCAUGGUAUUUGUGGAUAUGUAAAUAAAACAAGCGCAUGUGGGCUCGGUGACUUUUCUUCUACCCCCAAACGUGUC